CAAUCAAGGCAAUUAUAAGUUCACACAACCCCCCUCCUCUCUUGUUGAGGGCUCUUUUCUACUGUCCUCAGCCCAGUAAUGGCCACUUCAUGUAAAUAUCGAGUGGUUAGUGAAUAAUUAGUGUUUCAUUGGCCAGCCAUCACCUCUGGGCCCCGUCUACACUUUAGACCCCUCCCUCGUAGAGCCGCCCUGAAGACAGGGGCCCCUUUUGAAUGACAGCGCUUUGAGAAGGAAGACGAAUUCUUGUCUGAUUUCCCGCAGCCGCAGCGUCGAUGAGAAGCAGUCGAGGGACUCCAUUCUAACUGAAUGGAUUGGUAUGGGGAGAAGCGGACCACAAAUCACGGCUAAGCGGCAGCUUUGGGACUGUAUAACGUUGACGAUGGUUUUACUUUCGCUGCUGUUUCGACCAGGUCACUGCCAGCAGUGCCGAAUCCAGCGCUGCAAUGCAGAGUAUGUGGCUUCUACCUCACCCUCUAGUGGUCUGCAGGAGGACGUGGCCCUCGAUGUGGACUACUGCAUUGCACUGCGGGCCUACGCUCUGUGCACCCGGCGGCAGGCGCGAAGCUGCAGAGGCGACCUGGUCUACCACUCGGCAGUCUUCCGCAUUAAGGACUUAUUCUCUCAGCAUAAUUGCUCCAGCGACGGGCCCACCUCCUCUGCAAAGAUCCCCAGCACGUCUCGGCCGGCUGUGUCAGACCUGUGCAACUAUGAGAACCGGGUCCUCACGUCAGGCCCUGCUGGUCAGCAGAAGAAAUACGCCCACUGUGGAUUAUUCGGAGACCCACACCUACGGACUUUCCGAGAUGAGUUUCAGACCUGCAAAGUGGAGGGGGCGUGGCCUCUGAUUGACAACCGUUUCCUGUCUGUGCAGGUGACCAAUGUACCUGUCGUGCUGGGCUCCAGCGCCACAGCAACCAGCAAGAUCACAGUGAUCUUCAAGUCCUACCAUGGCUGUACAGAUCAGAAGGUUUACCAGGCUACAACAGAAGAUCUGCCUCUGGCCUUUCAGGACGGGACUCGUAGUGGAGGUGAGAGUGGCAGCCUGACCAUCGUGGAGCGCGGGGGCUCUGGGGUGGGUCGACAGGUGAAGAUACAGGCCCGCUACAUCGGCACCUCCAUCAUUGUCCGACGGGUGGGCAGCUACCUGACAUUUGCCAUCCGCAUGCCAGAGGACACUCUGGACUUCUCUGAGGACAACGGCGGCCUGCAGCUCUGCCUGCACGGCUGCCCACGCAACGAGCUCAUCAAAGAGCACACGCUAGGCCGACAGAGCCAGCAGCCCCGCCUGCAGGGCACAAACACGGAGCUGGGUCCUCUGCGGCCCCCCCACCAGGUGUACACAGUGGAGCGGGCCACCGCCAAGUGUAGAGAGACUCUGAAGGUGGAGGACGUGUACUUUCAGUCCUGUGUGUUUGACUUGCUGACAACAGGAGACCCAGAGUUCUCCAUGGCAGCCUACGGCGCUCUGGAGGAUUUAAAGGCGCUGCCUCCCAGUAAACUGAAGCAGAACUCCCCGAGGACUCCUCGCCUUUACAACCAAGGGGCGUCAAACACAUCACCUGGAGUAGCAGCCAGCAGUUCCCUGCUCUCACUCCUACUCCUCACUCUGCUACUUAUGUGAAAAAUAAAUACAUAUAAAUAAUUUUGGGUGACCGGGAGGCUCAUCUGUGAGAGUGCAUGUCCCAUGUGCUUUUGCAGAGUCCCAGGUUUAAUUCCAGCCAGGCCCCGUGCUGCAUGUCAUCCUUUUUCUCCCUGCUGUCUCCAACAUUAUAACGCAGAAACGCCAAAACAAAUUCUUCAGAACAAAGAAUAAACGUCAAUCAUUUACAAAAAAGAGACACAUGGAGACAAACAGAACAUGGAAGUAUUACCAGCUUGAGGAACGAGUGAUAAGAGCUCAGACAUUUUAUUUUUAUCUUUGGGGGGAUUUGUGAAUGUUAGGAUCUUUCUGUUGUUUGCAUACGAAGGAUUUAACUAUAAGAGCAGAUGGCCUUUCUUCAAACUUUCACACAACUCCCACAUACACAGGUCCUAUCAUAUGGUACAACAUGUUUACCAUCCUCACACACUCUGUUCAUUGGUUUACAGCACUCCUUAGAAAGGUUCAACUUCUAUGUGUGUGUGUGUGUGUGUGUGUGUGUGUGAGCGCUGAUAUCAAGGCAGCUGAAGAGAAUUUCUUUGUUUUUACUUUUUGUAAAUAUUUUUAUGCACAACCUUCAAACACUCCACCAUGUAUGAAGCUGCAUGUGUAACUCCAAAACCGUACAUAAGCUGUUUUUGUGCAGAGCGACGUGGCUCAUUGAUCCUGUUUAAUCCAGCAAUAUCAAUAGCACUUAACAGUUUCAGCAGCAAGUUUUGUGUGUUUAAAUGAUACCUCUUUUGUCUACUUCAACUCUUGUUUCAGAAAUUGGCAUGCUUAAUACACAGGAUCCAACAACUGUAUGUAAAAACUACCUACUCAUAAUCUACCAUGUGUCUGUUCAUCUCAGUUCUCAUGUUCUGUGAAACACUCCCUCUUCAAGCUGUUUGGCUUCCAGGCUGAAAGGUUAAAUAACACAAAUCUUUAUAUAAUAAUAUAUUAAAAGAGUGUAUAUAUGUGUUUUAUAUUGUGUACAUUUGCUUGUGUAUAGAUGUUUUAACUGUAAUAUGUUUUACAUUUGUUGUGUUAAGUAGGCUAUUUUGAGACAUUGUAUAAAAGUUAACUAAUAUGUGUUUGCUGUAUCUGUAAUGAUCUGUAUUAAAAUGUUGGACACUCCAGAA
Notolabrus celidotus (New Zealand spotty) is the source of this 2760-nucleotide messenger RNA. RefSeq names its product RGM domain family, member D (gene rgmd). Gene Ontology annotation, molecular function: coreceptor activity. NCBI's taxonomy places the organism in Eukaryota, Metazoa, Chordata, Actinopteri, Labriformes, Labridae. The record is from RefSeq and is a predicted model, not a curated record. Gene Ontology annotation, cellular component: plasma membrane. The transcript is spliced from 3 exons. The coding region runs from base 317 to 1621 and encodes 434 amino acids. Gene Ontology annotation, biological process: BMP signaling pathway.